GUGGAAAGAUCAAUCCUUUCAAUGGGAAGCUAUUCUCAGACAAAUAUUUUGACAUUCUCAAGAAGAGAAUCGAGCUACCAGUAUGGGAGUACAAAGAAAAAUUCAUGGAAACCAUGAAGGAAAAACAAGCUUGUGUUCUUGUUGGCGAGACUGGAUCUGGUAAAACAACCCAGAUUCCACAGUGGUGUCUUGAAACUCGCAUUGACAAACGCAAGUGUGUGGCUUGUACGCAGCCCAGGAGGGUUGCUGCCAUGAGUGAUGUUGUAGAGGUGGAUGUCACUCAUUUGGUUUUCACAGUCACUUGCUGCAUCUGUAAUCCAAGCAGUCUUCGUGGAAAGAUCAAUCCUUCCCAUGGGAAGCUAUUCUCAGACAAAUAUUUUGACAUUCUUAAGAAGAGAAUCGAGCUACCAGUAUGGGAAUACAGAGAAAAAUUCAAGGAAACCAUGAAGGAAGAACAAGCUUUUGUUCUUGUUGGAGAGACUGGAUCUGGUAAAACAACCCAGUUGAGCUACUGUUUGAAGCUAAUUGAUGGAAGUGAACUAAUUAGCAUCAAGCCUAGGUACAUGACAGAUGGUAUGUUGUUGCGUGAGGCUAUGACUGAUCCUCUACUGGAUCAUUAUGCAGUCAUUCUUCUUGAUGAGGCUCAUGAGAGAACUCUUGCCACUGAUAUUCUCAUGGGUCUACUGAAAGAGGUUGUGCGACAGAGACAUGACCUGAAGAUCAUAAUCAUGAGUGCCACCUUGGAUGCUGGGAAAUUUCAGGAAUAUUUUGAUGAAUGUCCACUCAUGACAAUCCCUGGACGAACACAUCCUGUAGAGAUCUUUUACACUCCUGAACCUGAACGAGACUACUUGGAGGCACGUUUCCAUCACAUGUGUGAGGAAGUGGAGGGUGACAUUUUGUUGUUUCUUACUGGGCAAGAGGAAAUUGAAGAAGCAUGUAAGACACUGAAGAAGGAAAUUGAUAACCUGGGACCUGAAGUAGGCGAGCUCCGCUGCAUCCCUCUGUAUUCAACUCUUCCUCCACAACAGCAGCAGCGCAUCUUUGAUGCUGCUCCAGCAAAACGCCCUAAUGGUGCCAUUGGGCGCAAGUGUGUGGUGUCCACCAACAUUGCUGAAACAUCUCUUACCAUUGAUGGUGUGGUGUUUGUUAUAGAUCCUGGAUUUUCCAAGCAGAAGGUGUACAAUCCCCAUUUCCCUGUAGAGUCACUGUUAGUUUCUGCUAUAUCAAAAGCCAGUUCACAGCAGAGAGCUGGCUGUGCUGGUCGCACACGUCUUGGCAAGUGUUUCAGAUUGUAUGCAGAGAAAGCUUAUACUGAAACUGAAAUGCAAGACAAUACCUACCCUGAAAUCCUGAGGUCCAACCUUGGUACUGUGGUACUGGGCAUUGACGACUUGGUGCAUUUUGACUUCAUGGAUCAUCCUGUUCCUCAGGUGUUUAUGAGACCAAAUGAAGCUAAGAAGGCAGCUGAUGAAGCUAAGAUGAAGUUUGCUCACAGUGAUGGAGAUCACCUGACCUUACUCAAUGUUUACCAUGCAUACAAACAAAACCAUGAAGAUACACAGUGGGGUUAUGAUAAUUUUAUCCAACAUCGUUCUCUCAAAUCGGCUGAUAAUGUGAGACAGCAACUUACCAGGAUCAUGGACAGGUUCAACUUUGCACGACGUAGCACUGACUUCAACAGAUUCAUGUGUGUUUGAAAAUUACAUCAGCAAUUUGGACAGUGUAAAAUUAUGUUUGGCCACAAGCAGGUUCUCUUUUGAUGCUGCCAACUCGUGUACAAGUACUUUAAGUACAGAAUGUCCUACCAAAAUGAAGAGUGGUGAGAAUGGCAUUUUUUUCCCCAAACUAAUGCAGUGAUCUAAUUUGAAGUACUUCAGACACUGACCAUUAAAUCUGUAAAUCCUACCUACCCACCCACCCAUCCCUCCCAUGUUACUGUUCUGAUGAGUAGGUGGCUCAUUUGGAGAGGUCUGGACACUACCUGACUGUCAAAGACAACCAGGUUGUACAACUGCAUCCAUCAACUUGUUUGGAUCACAAGCCUGAGUGGGUGUUGUACAAUGAGUUUGUUUUGACCACCAAGAACUACAUUCGGACCUGUACAGACAUAAAGGCUGACUGGUUGGUGAAGAUUGCACCCCAGUACUAUGACAUGAGAAAUUUCCCAAUGUGUGAAGCCAAGCGAGUAUUGGAAAGGAUUAUAGAGAGGUUACAGAAGAACAGAUAAAACUGCAAAUGAACUGUCGACAACCUGUGAAAGGAAGAACUUAUCAAAAGAUCCUUUUUGCUAAGAAAAUCAUGCCAUCAUCUGGAUUUGGUGCUUUCUAACUAGAAAGUAAAAUUAGAUAUGCCAGUGCUUUUCCUCUGUUUGCUUCUUGAGAUCUUUUCUCAGAAGUUUUUUCAGCUAAUGACAUAAAAACAGUAACAUUCAAGCAAAGACUCAUAGGCCAUCCAAGCAUGUUAAACAGUUUGCACCUCCAAAUAAAAGCUGCUCCCUAGAUCCUUUAGUUGCUGAUUUGCAACUUGUUGCUGUACAUAGCUUUCAAUGUCUUUAUCCUGUUAACUUUGUAAAUCCAGGUACUGUGGUUUAAGUUCUCUCCUUCAGCUGUCUUAAAUAGUCUUGUAAAUCAGUAAGUGAUUUCAUCCACUAGUUAAGUUAUUCCCUUUACCUUUUUUUUCUGAUAGUUGUGGAGAUAAAACUUAAUGGUAAGAAGAGGUUGCAUGUUCAUUAUCUCUUGGCAUUCAAGGGUGAAGUAAUCAGCUUGCAUCAGUUCUACAAACUGGUUUGAUUUGCAGGUCAGGGAUCUUGAAUGGAACCUUUCCCACGCCUUGUUAUAUGAAACAUUUGAAAAAUUGCUUAAUAAAAUCCAAGGAACAAAG
Messenger RNA from Stylophora pistillata, 2883 nucleotides. Its product is annotated as putative pre-mRNA-splicing factor ATP-dependent RNA helicase PRP1. The record is from RefSeq and is a predicted model, not a curated record. NCBI's taxonomy places the organism in Eukaryota, Metazoa, Cnidaria, Anthozoa, Scleractinia, Pocilloporidae.